Vespula pensylvanica (western yellowjacket) is the source of this 2069-nucleotide messenger RNA. Its product is annotated as protein enabled homolog. Gene Ontology annotation, molecular function: transcription coregulator activity. The coding region runs from base 557 to 1651 and encodes 364 amino acids. Lineage: Eukaryota; Metazoa; Arthropoda; Insecta; Hymenoptera; Vespidae. The transcript is spliced from 8 exons. Gene Ontology annotation, cellular component: transcription regulator complex. Gene Ontology annotation, biological process: regulation of transcription by RNA polymerase II. The record is from RefSeq and is a predicted model, not a curated record.
AAAAGUGAUAAAAUCAGCUAUGGGAGCUAUAUAUAUAUAUAUAUAUAUGAUUGGCUGACCUUACAAAGAAAUGAAAGAACGAUGAUUUCGCAAACUAAACAAACAUAUUAAUACAUAUUAAUAUAGAAUUGUGUUGUACUUGUCAUUUAGUUUAAAUUUUCACCAAGAAAGAUAUGUAUACAUUGAUUUAAAUAUAUUAUAACGAAUUUUUAUAUGAUUUUUAACUAAAUAAAUAAUUUUUAUUUAUCUAUAAAAAUUCUAAUAUCAAAUUUUAUGUUUUGGAGUAGUAAACUGACAUAUUUGAAUAUUGGGAUAUAUUCUAAUCCAAUAAAAUUAUUAAUCUUGGCAUAGAGGUUAAACAAAUAAAUUGCCAAAAUAAAUUAAUUUUAAAAAGUUAGAAUAAAAGUUAUAGUAAAUAUUAAUACAAUGUAACAAUUCCAAAAAUGUUAAUAUAUAUAUAUAUAUAAGCUAUUUAACAAUAUUUGGGAUAAAUAAUAGAGAAAAAUAAUAAUAAAAUAAUAACAGUUGAUAGAAGGUAAAGUAACAUAGACAAAAGAUGCCUGCAGUAAUAGUAGGAGCACCUCAACGUAGUGAACAGAUGUGGCAAGCAUUAAAGACUCAUAUUACAAGGGAACGACAACGAAAGAAACAGGAACAAGAAGCUGAUGCGGAAGAAGAACGUCAAAGAAAAGAAAGAGAACGUCAGCAAAAGCAAGAUGUUAUGACUUUAGGUGAAACACGUGAACAAAUAUCCAAUCUUGAAAAUGAAUUGGCACAACUGAAGGAUGAAAAACAUCAAUUAUUUUUACAAUUAAAAAAAGUUCUUAAUGAAGAUGAUAAUAGAAGACGUCAACUUAUUAAGGAAACAAGAGGCUGUUCUGAAGUAUUAACAGCAGUUGGAGGAUAUCCUGGUACAGUUUCGCAAGUAGUACAGUCUCCACUAUUUUUACCAUUACCACGUAGCAGUAGUCCUUUGUAUAACAAAGUAGCAGUUGGUGCACCAACGCAUACUCUUCUACCAAGUGGUCCAUUAAAAAGAUCACACAGUCCUUCACCUCCACCAACAGCAUCUCCAUACCAUACUGGAUAUGGAUAUAAACCACCACCUUCUAUUUCAAGUUACAAUCCACCUCCACCUAAAUCUGAGGAUGCUGCUAGAAGAUCUAAUGAUUCCAGAGCUGUUCUUUGGAAUAAAAACAAUCAAUAUUCUGCAUCAAACUUCUAUUCUACACCUACUGGACAAAGUGUUUAUAGUUAUUCUGCUCCAACUUCACAGCAGUCUAGAGAACCUGAACUUGCAAAACCAGUAUAUUUAUCAGGAAGUAGAGCAGCUUUAUCUACACAUCAAACAGCAUACGUAACUAGUUUACACACUCUAGAACAUAAAGGUGCAUAUGCAGAAGAUAAAUUUUAUCUUCGCCCUGGUAGUCAUGUUACUGUACAUGGUGGUGCUAUGCCAAUUCAACAACCAACACAAGGAGCCAAAACAGGUGGUAUUACUUCCGGAUAUCCAGUAAGAGCACCUCAACCACCACCUGGACCAUAUCCUCCCCCACCCCCUGGAACUUACGUUAAUGCAUCAGGCGCUAAUAUACCUGGUCGUUUACUGUAUACACAACCUGGCGCACGUUAUUUACAAAGAGAGGUAUAGAACUAAUAUUUAAAUAUCCAUGGCUUAUAAUGCAUAAUUGAUAUACAUAUUUUAAUAUAGCUUACAUAUUACAAAACAUUUACAGAACACAUACAUGAAAAAUAAUAUACGAAUUCAUUUAUCAAAUAAAAAAUAUUCUGCAACAGCAAAUAUUUAUAGUAAAUUGUUAAAACUGUAUAGAGAUAUAUAUUUAUAUCUUAUACAUUAUGUAAAUCAUUAUUUCUCAAGUAUAUGAAGAGAGAGUUUUAUAUAGUCCAAUUUUUAAUAUUAUCGAUUAUUUCACGACAUAUACACGUAUCACUAUACACAUUAAAAGUUGAAUUUGGGAUUUAUAAGCCAUCGAAAAAGGAAUAAAAUACGAUAGGAUAAUAUAACGUCAAUUUUAUAUUUCAUUAUUAUCUAUUUGAAGAAAAAUGUC